This is a messenger RNA of Anthonomus grandis grandis, 607 nucleotides long. It is a transcript of the gene Pomp, whose product is annotated as proteasome maturation protein. Gene Ontology annotation, cellular component: cytoplasm; nucleus. Bases 140 to 565 code for a protein of 141 amino acids. The record is from RefSeq and is a predicted model, not a curated record. The transcript is spliced from 3 exons. Gene Ontology annotation, biological process: proteasome assembly. Lineage: Eukaryota; Metazoa; Arthropoda; Insecta; Coleoptera; Curculionidae.
ACAGCGGCGUGGCAUUUGUGUCACACUCGCAACAGUGUCAACAGUGACAAGGCAGAAAUAAACAAAUAUCUUGCCGAAUCAUUUUAUUCGUGCUGUACUAUUUUCCAUUUUCCGUAAUUUGAACAAAAAUUAAUCCAAAAUGAGUUUCGGUCUGCCAUCGCUUAAAAGCAAACCCAGUCAACCCCAAGAAUAUGGGUUUGAGGAGGGCGAGUUUGGGGUACCUGAGCUAAUGAAAACCGGAUUGGGAUCGGCAAGGGGCACCAUUGAUAAUGUGCACCCUUUGGCCCAGUCGGAAAAGAACUACCGUCAAAACGCCGACAAAAUGAACAUGCAAGUACUGCGAAACAUUCAAGGUUUACAUGCCCCAUUAAAAAUCGCUAUGGAACUGCAAUCCGCCAAAAAAAUCGGUCAUUUGCCAUUUUUAAAAUCUUCAAACGUCAUGUUGGAGUCACUUACCGGUCGUGAUCUAGAGAUGGCACCCGAGGACUUGUUUAAUACUGGGGAAUUUUUGGAAAUUACAGGACAACCACAUGCCAUGGUAGAGAGAUCGUUGGGAAUAUUUUAGAUUAUAAUUUAAUUUUUAUCAAUAAACUUUUUUUGUAAUAUG